Colossoma macropomum (tambaqui) is the source of this 3261-nucleotide messenger RNA. RefSeq lists its product as uncharacterized. The record is from RefSeq and is a predicted model, not a curated record. The transcript is spliced from 16 exons. The coding region runs from base 1 to 3261 and encodes 1086 amino acids. NCBI's taxonomy places the organism in Eukaryota, Metazoa, Chordata, Actinopteri, Characiformes, Serrasalmidae.
AUGCACUGGACUAGGGGCUGCUGCUGGCCUGCCCUUCUCUGGUGGGGGCUGAAGGCUACUUUGGGGCUGAAUGCAACACAAGGACAGCAGCCCACCUGUCAGCCAGGUUACUAUUGUCCAGAGGGCAGAGAUACUGCAGUGCCGUGUCCCAGGGGAACGUUUGGGCCGAGUUUCUGGGCUGUGGACGUCCAAGGCUGUAUCAGCUGCCCUCCGCAUCACUACGCUCAUAGAGAGGGUUUGGCUGCAUGUCUGCCCUGUGGCUCCAGGGCACAGCAGCCUCUACCUGGGCAAGACAAAUGCACAUGCCUGGGAGAAGGCCAAGUCUUCCAGGCCAGUGACGGGCAGUGCCGCUGUGCUCUAGGGUAUCGCCCUACACAGAGAGGAGAUGCCUGCGAGCUACGGGUGUAUGAGAUCUGUAAAGACGGGAGGACACGUGAUCAGUAUGGGGAGUGUCUGGACCCCAGGCGCUGGAAACAGCUCUGCUCUCUCCAGGUGUGUGCGUCACCUGAACAGUUUGAGGGCUAUGACAGUUCUCUGGGCCUUUGUUUGUGCAAGAACCCAUCCGGGACUGAUGCAGGCAGGAGUGAGUGUGCAGGCUGGUGCAGAGGCGUCCCAGGGCCAUUUCUGCGGCUGGUGUGCAGCGCUGCUACCCUUCAGCUUAUCUACACUGAGUCAAACAGACAGGUGAGCACGUCAGGAAGUGCGCUGUUAUCUGCCCUCAAACGCUGGGACUCCCAAGGGAGGCUGGAGUGUGACUGGCGUCUCGGCUUCUCCAGGCCUGUGUACGUGGUGCAGACUCGGGAGGCCGGCUUCUAUGGACUCCUCCAUUCCAUCCCAGCAGAAGUACGGAUGUUGAUUUUGGAAAGUGGCCAAGUGACCCAAAGCUUUGCCGAGGCCUCCGGCACACACAGCAUGGUAGAGGUGGAGUUCAGAGGAAACCAUACCCACAUGGAUGUGGAUUCUCAUUGGUCUACUGCUUCAGCAUCAAGAGGAGUCAAGAAUGGAGGUUCUGCAGGGGUGAUGAACCCAACAGCAUGCUUGCAUCUUGAAGAUAUUCUUUUGUUCACUCUGACGUAUCAGCACUAUCCUCAGUAUGAUGUAGAAAACCUGUUCAACACUAACACAGCUUUCGACUGGGGACCCUUCAGACUCUUAGCGCAAGAGAUCACAUUGGCUCGAUCAGCGCGAUCCCUGUUUUCUAUUAGUUUCAAUGAGCCAGGGGUCUAUGCUCUCAAACUGAGCAGCAAUCAGCACAAACACAUGUAUGUGAAGGUUUUGCCGGCUGGUGGAGAGUGCUAUGACACCGGACCCUUCUUCCCCACUGACCCCCACCACAUGACUCGCAUGGGAAUUGCUCGCCGCCGGCAGCUCUUGCUGCGGCCAGACUGGCUGGUGAUCGGAGGGCUUUUAGCUGGAGCUGUAGUCGUGCUGUGCUUGUGUGUUGUCUUACUGAUCUUGUUUAAAGAGUAUGGCUGGCCAGAGAAGCUGCCCACUCAGCCCAGAUACCGGGCUCUGCAGCUCAAGUACAACAUGGAUGACUACUCGUCGAAGGGUUCCAGGGUUGUGGCUCUGAAAAAGACACACCGAAACCUGCAGGUUGGGAUGACAGAGGACUCGAUGCAGAGAGCUGUGGCUCUCAUGUCAGAUGAAUUCUGGGACUAUGAGGAGCAGGUGGACCUGGAGGCUUUCAGUUCCAGUACCUUCUACGACAUCCUGCUCAGGCACAGUGUGUCAAUCACGGCCCGACUCGGGCAGCUCAGAGGAGAGGUGAAGCAGCUGUAUCAGGGGGUGCUGGGAAAGGUGCAAGGGCUCCACCCUGGCUGGGGGGCAGUGGCAGGGGGCAAGCUGGAGGCUCUGGAGAGGCAAGUGGAGCAAGAGAUGGCACGGAGGAAAGCCUUGGGCACCCAGUUGGCCCAGCUGCUUGACAGCCAGCUGCAGAUCCUACGGGCUGAGUUAAGACCCCGGCACACAAUGCACAGGGCCUUCACAGCGAGCCUCAGAGAAUGCUUCAGACUGCUGAUGCUACUGUCUGACAACCAGGUCACUUUGUGGGACAAACAGAUCCAGCAAUGUGUUAUGGAGCGAGUGGCAGUUCUGACUGAGGAGAUGGCAGAGCUGGUGUCAGUGGAGGCCCAGAGGCAAGGGGGCUGGGCUAUACUCAAACAGGCCACAGGAGCACAACUACUUUGUCCUGCCUCUGGUACAGUACUCACUAGGGAUGACAUCAUUGCACCUGAUGGCACUGUCAGGGCUUGUGAAGCUGUCCAUGUGGACCCCUGCACCGGCCUCAUCCAGCCCAACUCGAACACCCACAUGCUCCUGGCCAGUGGGCACAGCAUGCCCGUGCCUCCCGAUUUCUUUCUCCACCCGCAGACUGGCCGGGUGCUGCCUGUGGCCGGGAACGUCAGCUUUGACCCUGCCAGCUCCACUCUGGUGUACACGGCUGAUGCUUGUGUGAGGUGGGAAAAUGGGAGUCUCCUCUGCUGCCCUUCAUUCCCUAUCCCUCCAUCUCGCCACACUGAGCUCCCUGGACCCUCUAAGCUUAGGGGUCUCCGUGCAGGCCAGAGGCUGGUGUUAGGGGGACCCAUGUGUGACUAUGACACUGGUGUGCUGGUGCCCAUCCUGGCAGUGACCAUCCACCCCCAGACGGGUAUGGUGUACCCGCUAGGUGGGGUCCACACGUGCCCCAUUUCACGUCUUCGACAGCCCAUCCAGAUUGGCUGUCCCAUGCUGGACCCCCGCACAGGAAGCGUGGCACUUAUCACAGGGGUCGGUCUGGAUCCCCACAAAGGCACAGUCCUUCCAGUCGGGGGCCUCUUGUUGGGUGAAAGCUUCAUCGAGCCUCUGAGUGGCAGGCUUGUGCGGGUUGGUGGAGGCAGCAUCCGUGGGGGAAAGGUGGUGCCCCAUGCUGGGGGGUUCCAGGCUCUGCUAGACAGCCAGGCUUUGGGGGCACGGGUGCGGCUAGUGGAGCAGCUGCGGGCCUGCUGUGAGGAAUGGAGCGCUGGGACUCUGGAGCUGCACAGUGAAAUGAGCAGACUGAGGGCUGCUGCCUCUGACUUGGAGCAGGCCUGGAAGAGUAGCCAGCACUGCAUGCUUCAGCUGCUUAGCCGCCUGGAAGCCCAGCAGGAGUGGGCGUGGGGGGUGGCUGAGGACGGCGGCAGUGUAGGUAGGUGGGUACUCAGCACUGUCAUGUGGUUGACCAGCGGUGAUUCACUUCUGUUUACAAUCACAGCAUUACUGGGUCCAGCAGAGACAACUUAA